CAUGAGCAUAAAUUGGCAUAAAAUACUAAUAUUAUUAUUGAUAUGGUGAGAAGGGAAAGUUCCAAUUGUAUUGGCGGAAAAAAAUAUUGUCCUUCCAAGUUUCUAACAAUGUUAGAAGCUUAACUUGCAUCGAAGGGGAUUGAAAACAAACGAAGAAACAGAGGCGAACAAGAAGGAAUUGGGAGAUUGGAAUUUUCUUUUUUUCUUUUUUUUUUUCCCAAUCUAAUCAUGGAAAGAGUUGUCCUCCAUGAUUGGAAUGUUGUGAACAGAAAUAGAAAUGUUGAAUAGCAGACGGAGAGAAAAAUCUGCUGACAUUUCUCAAACUGACAGUUGUUGGUUCUUCGUCGGUUGCGGUUGCGGUCUCAAUUUCGAGCUGGCUGAUAUCCACCCUCCAAAACACACAUUCAGAAACCCCUUUCUCCUUUUUCUGACUGUGAGAGAGCGCGGAAAUGAAAGUUCAUCCGGAGGAACAAAAUGUGUUUGAGGUAUGUUUGGUGGUUCCGAAAAGUAAAGCGAAGAAAGAAGAUGCCACUUGUGACUGUGUGGAGGUGCUUGAAAAUGCGUUUCUGAAGGUGGGUUUUAUCGUUGAGAGAAUUGAUGGCGUCACUGACGAGUUCAUGAAGUUGGCAGCUCCUCUGAAGUUAUUAGGAAAGGCUGCUGCACGCCUAGAAAUGAAGAAGAGGACUCAUAUUGGCAUGGAUUUGCUUUUUGGAUUGGACGAGGUUGAUGCUUUUGUGAGACAGCCUGAUGGUUCACUCUUCAGUUGGUGUGAGCGGUUUCGUUGCUAUCAUCACUUGAUAUAUGGGAUUGUAAAUGAGAACCAGUCAGCUGUUACUCUUAAAUGUGAUGAAGAAGAAUUUCAGUGGAAGGUUGGGGAAAGUUUAGUCCGUAUAUUGGAAUCCAAGAAAAUUGUUAAACAAAUAUUUCCUCUGCAUGAUGAAAUAAGGAGGAAGAAGCUUCUUGGAAAUUGGGCACUUAACUGGUGGGACAUUACUGGACAGCCUAUUGACGAGAUUUAUUCAUAUUUUGGUGCAAAGAUUGCGCUCUACUUUGCUUUCCUUGGAAUGUAUACACGAUGGAUGCUAUUUCCAGCUGCACUUGGGCUUAUACUGCACCUAGUUGAAUUUGGGUCCAUGCGAUUACUGGCCCUCCCCAUUUUCUUUAUAAGCAUUAUUUUAUGGGCUAUCAUGUUUUCUCAGUUCUGGAGACGGAAAAACUCUGCUCUUAUAGCCAGAUGGCAGAUCAAUUAUACAUUUGGAGGUGAUCCAGCUUAUAGACUUUCAGGCGUGGAUAGCUCCCUACAGAUACCUGUAGAGCUCAUUGAAGACCAGGAAAUGGAUAAGAGAAAAGAAAAGGAAGCGUUUCAAAGAAUUGAGUGGUUUGGUCGCCUUAGGCGAUUCAGAAAUGAUGCAAUUGUCAUCUUGAGCAUUAUAUGCCUCCAGUUGCCAUUUGAGUUGGCAUAUGCUCAUUGUUAUGAGGUCAUUCAGUCGGAUGUUAUCAAGUUUGGGUUGACUGUCUUGUACCUUUUUGCAAUUCAAUAUUUUACACGGUUAGGAGCUAAGAUGUCCAUGAAGCUCAUUAACUGUGAAAACUAUGAAAGCAAUGAAAAAAGAGCUGAUAGUUUGGUCUACAAGAUUUUUGGACUUUACUUUAUGCAAUCCUAUAUUGGAAUCUUUUACCAUGCCCUUUUGCACCGUAACUUUGCCACACUUCGUCAAGUUUUAAUACAGCGCCUCCUUAUAUCUGAGGUGUUGGAAAACUUGUUGGAAAAUUCUUUACCCUAUAUCAAGUACAGCUAUAGAAAAUACAAAGUUCGGAGAAAUAAAAGACGUGAAAAAGGAUCAUCUCAAGGGAAGAUCCAGUUCACUUCUCGGGCAGAGAAAGAAUACCUGAAGCCUUCUUAUUCUGCAAGCAUUGGUGUUGAGCUAGAAGAUGGGCUCUUUGAUGAUUGUUUGGAGCUAGCUUUGCAGUUUGGGAUGAUAAUGAUGUUUGCCUGUGCAUUCCCUCUUGCCUUUGCAUUUGCUGCAUUGAACAACAUCACAGAAAUAAGAACAGAUGCUUUGAAACUUUUAGCCAUGUACAAAAGACCCUUUCCCCGUGCAGCAACAACAAUUGGUGCUUGGCUCAACAUUUUUCAGUUUUUGAUAGUGAUGUCCAUAUGCACCAACUGCGCACUUCUAGUAUGGUUAUAUGACCAGGAAGGGAAAUGGAAGAUUGAACCUGGGCUUGCAGCCAUCCUAGUAAUGGAACAUGUUCUCCUACUGCUCAAGUUCUGCUUCUCUCGUUUAGUACCUGAGGAACCUGCAUGGGUAAAAGCCAACCGUGUGAAGAAAGCCACGCAGGCACAGGACAUUUGUUCAAAACAAUUGUUAAGAACCAUAUCAGGUGGAGAAAAAGCUCUAAACUAUGUAAAGAAAAUUGAGUAGAAAGAGGAAGGUAUUGAUAAAGCACAUUAUCUUUCCCACUUCCGUUCUUUGGUAUAGAGCAUAUAGAAUUAUAGAUGAAUAUCAUAGAAGUCUGAAUUUACACGAGGUGUUUUCUUUCUUUUCUUUCUUUCUUUUUUUUUUUUUUGGGGGGGGGGGGGGGGGGGGGGGGGGUGUUAUAGAUGUAUUUUCUCCACCAUCUUGUGUUUUUCUUUUUUUCUUUGUUGUUAUUAUCAUUAUUUUUUGGUGUUUUUCUUCAUUCACACGUACUGGUGGAUAGUUUUUGUGGGUUUGAUUUUCUAAACCCAUUUGACCAUUCCUCUUUCAAUGAAUGAAGGGAGGAAAAGAAUAGAGAGAUAGAUCAUUCAUUGCACACAGGGAAUCUUAGUACUGUUUUGCUUCCGUGAUCGUUCAUUUAUCAAAGAGAAUCUCACUUUAUUCCUCGAGAAAAAGCUGAAGGUGCAUUUUAUUUCAGACGCCUCAAGAAAAAGUUGAAGGUGCAUUUUAUUUCAGACGAAGAAGGAACAAGAAAGUAGACUAUGUACAUUGUUUUUGAUCUUCAGCUUUCAUGACACAAUACAAAUGAGUUUCAUUCUGAUCCUUUUUCUUCAUGCAAGCCAUAAGCCCCCAACCAAUGACUCAAAAGACGUGCGCCCAUCAUCAUUGAGACUACUUUGCUUUCAAAGGUCUUCCUUACACAAAAACAAACCUCAUGUUGAAGAGAGAAAUUGAGUCAUUCUAAUUCAGUCAAAUUCAUCAAGUUUCAUGGAAAUUUCAUCUGGUUCAAUUAGCGACGCCGGCUUCCAAAGCGAUCGCUUACUGUGCGAGCAUAAGCCACCACAGCUUUAGCCCAUUUCUUGAUUCCAGUCUUCAACUUCUCUGAAUUCAUCUCUUUCAAAGACUUUCCGCGUUCCAUUGGUAGCUCUGGGUAUGAAAAACAGAGAUCAAAAGAUCUCCUGCGCUUUCUGGCAGCUUCGUGCCUUGUGAGGCGCUUGGCCUCCUCGGCCUUUGUUAGAGAGAGAGACUUCUUCACAGACAUUGUCUUUUUUUUUUUCUUGGCUUCUCGUCUAGCAGGCAAGGAUUUGGCACAACCGGAGAGAGACAGUCCGGUAUUGGGUCAUAUUUAUAUGGCAGAGAUGGCAACUAGGACAAGUAACAGAUGUUGCACAAAUACGUGUUGUAUAAGCUCUUCCUUUGACUUUGAACAUUCAAAAUAUACUGUUUUUUUUGUAAAGAAGCCUUGGGUUUGCUAAGCUCA
Molecule: messenger RNA, 3681 nt
Organism: Cucumis melo (muskmelon)
Lineage: Eukaryota; Viridiplantae; Streptophyta; Magnoliopsida; Cucurbitales; Cucurbitaceae
Product: anoctamin-like protein At1g73020
Exons: 17
Coding region: 450-2426 (658 amino acids)
Biological process (GO): chloride transmembrane transport
Molecular function (GO): chloride channel activity
Source: RefSeq, a predicted model, not a curated record